This is a messenger RNA of Bemisia tabaci, 2105 nucleotides long. Its product is annotated as SH2 domain-containing protein 4B. Gene Ontology annotation, cellular component: cytoplasm. The record is from RefSeq and is a predicted model, not a curated record. Lineage: Eukaryota; Metazoa; Arthropoda; Insecta; Hemiptera; Aleyrodidae.
GCAAAACACGCGCGGAGUUGCGGAGAUAACCGGUAACGAAGGAUUGGUGACAGUUUCAGUGUUUAUUUCGGAGUGUUUUUGGAAAGAAGUCUUUUACCGAUUCGUUUUUUGUCUGUGAUCAAAACGCCGAGUGACAUUUGGUAACCGUAUUUCAAAACGUACGUUGCUCUUUUCGCACUCGUGGAGAAGAGGGUCACUGUUGGUCGUUAGUCUGUAGUAGCAACGAUCCUCCUGCAACAAAGGAAUAUUUCAGUUGUUUCUGUCGUUGCCCUCUUGCUUUUAGUAGAAGGGACACUACAUACUCGAUAGUUUCUCUCGUUAUCUUCAAGUGUUCUGCCUCACUCUUUGCAAUCCCUGGAGUACUUUUUGAUAUGAGACUGUGAAUCAGAAAGUAACCUCAAGUUGGAUGUUCGGAAACCAGUGAUCUCAUCUUUAUUUAUUAUAAUGACAUAAUCCUCAGUUUUUGUGAAGGAGGAUAGCAGCGUAUUGCCCCUCGUCUUGUUUAAUCGAAGGCUGUCAUUAAGGGUAAAACAACAUGUUGCAACAAAUACUGAAAGACAUGUACGUGGACCCUGACUUGCUGGCCGAGCUAGAUGAGGAACAACGGCACACCCUCUGGUGUCGCAUGCGGGAAGAGCAAGUGCGACGCUGGAAAAUAUGGGACCAACAGCACCCACCCAUCCCACCGCGCCCUCCCAAUCCAGGAAAGAAAAAAGUACAGUGGCGCACUGGCAAUGAUGGUAACGAAUGGGUAUGGGUCAUGGGCGAACACCCUGAUGACAAGAGCAUAGAGGAGAUUCUAGAGGAAGAAGCAAGAGAAGCCGCCAGAAAACUUGCAGUCAAAGAAACGGAACAACUCAGAUUAUCAGUUGACAUGGAGAUAAAAGAUUUGAACGAGGACUUCAAGAAAAACUUAUUAGAGUCAAAACCUAAGGAAAGCUCACACGGCAAAUUAGAUGAUAUUUUCUGUGCUGCAGUUCAAGGCGGAGACAAUCCAAAAAAAUUGAUCAUCCCCAUGCAAGUCUCAGAAAAAAGAGACGUCCUUCAAGAGCUAUCUCUCAAUAAAGCCCAGAAUGUCUCUGAGCGUGUGAAGCUGUGGGAACAAAAAGUGAUGGAUGAACGAACCUCUGUGAUAUUUAAAAAUCUUCAACGCAAGAAACAGGAAGCAGUUCGAGAGGCUGAAGAAGCCUCCCAAAAACAAGAAAAAGUAUGGAGAGAGCAAGAGCAAAAAGCCAAAAAAGCUGAAACCCAGAAACGAGAAAUUGCGAGGCGGGCUAGAGAAGAACACCGCAGAUCUUCCAUUAUUGGAAUUAACAUAGACUUAAAAAGUGCAGAAAAUAAUACAAUCCCCGCUGUGCAGCCUUUGCCAAGUCCAUUUCUUGAAAGCCCAUCUCCUUUAACUGUAGAUACUCAACAAUUUGACUUCAAUGAUCGAAAAACGCCAACCAAAGAGGCAAUUAUCCAAUGGUACCAAACAAGCGAAUUUCCUAGGGGAACCGGUCUUACAAGUGAUCGAACCAGUGUUGCUCCCUGGUUUCAUGGUCUAAUCACAAGACAAGAAGCCGAGUCAUUGCUGAGUACGCGCCCAGUAGGUAGUUUUCUAGUUCGUUUAUCCGAAAAGAUUUGGGGAUAUGCAAUCAGCUAUCGAGCAGUAGACCGAUACAAACAUUAUUUGAUUGACGUUUCACCAUCUCAUUACCAGUUUUUUGGAGCUAAUCAACUCAGUCACAACUCCUUAUGUGAUCUAAUCCAGUAUCAUCAAAAACAUCCGAUUACCAUUCGAGGAGGAGAGAUCCUGUAUCAGUCUUGUCAGCGAAAUAUCGCAGUGCCAAUCAUUCUUCAGGAUCUAAUGUGCAAUCUGAGAUGAGCAUUGUUUAUUUUAUGACCUGCCAUAAAUUUUACCAGUUUAUUUUUUAUCUCUUAAUGAUGUUUCUUUCCUUUUUGAGAUGUUUUGUUAAUGCGAGAGACGAGUUGCCUUGUACUUAAAAAAAGUAACACUUUAUUUAUGAGCUUCGAUCAGUGUAUAGUUUUAAGUUUGCUAUAAUUUUUAUAAUGCUGUUUUAUAAUUGAAAAAUGAAAUGUGUGAAAAAAUUUAUUUGUCAAUA